AGAGAGUAAACGCUUCCUGUUUAUCCAACCGCAGCUCAUGUGAACUUCAUGCGAGUGAAGUAAACCAAACAAUUGCAAUAAUCUAAACAGCCAAGACAGAAUUCCAAGGAAAGACGGUUAUUUGAAAGGUGUUGGUUAAAAUAUAUAUUUUGAACCACGGUUGAAUGACGCUAAUGUUAAGUUAGGUAACUUUUAACGUUAGUUUCUGUUAUCCAAAAAACAAAAUGCCGUCCCGUGUUGAGGACUACGAGGUGUUGUACACAAUAGGUUCCGGUUCCUAUGGAAGAUGUCAGAAAAUAAGGCGUAAAAGUGACGGGAAAGUCCUUGUUUGGAAGGAGCUGGACUAUGGCACCAUGGCAGAGAGUGAGAAGCAGAUGCUGGUGUCAGAGGUUAACCUGCUGAGGGAGCUAAAGCAUCCAAACAUCGUGAGGUACUACGACCGCAUCAUCGACCGCACCAACACAACGCUCUACAUUGUCAUGGAGCACUGUGAAGGCGGGGACCUGUCCAGCCUCAUCAGCCGCUGCAUCAAAGAAAGGCGAUAUUUGGAGGAGCAGUUCGUUCUGCGAGUCAUGGCACAGCUCACCCUGGCCCUGAAGGAGUGCCACCGGCGGAGCGACGGCAGAGCCACGGUUCUUCACCGGGACCUGAAACCGGCCAACAUUUUCCUCGACAUACGGCAGAACGUCAAGCUUGGUGACUUCGGACUGGCAAGAAUUCUGAAUCAUGACACCAGCUUUGCAAAAACAUUUGUUGGUACGCCAUACUACAUGUCCCCGGAACAAAUAAACAGGAUGUCAUACAACGAGAAGUCCGAUAUUUGGUCGCUUGGAUGUUUGCUGUAUGAGCUGUGUGCAUUAUCGCCUCCGUUCACUGCCUACAACCAGAAAGAGUUGGCAGAGAAGAUAAGAGAGGGGAAGUUCAGAAGGAUUCCAUAUCGGUAUUCCGAGGAGCUGAACACCUUACUCAGCAAAAUGCUCCACUUAAAGGACUAUCUGAGGCCCUCUGUUGAGUCUAUUCUCCAGAGCAGCUUGUUGAGUGACGCCGUAGCAGAGGAGCAGAGGAAGGCUCAGAUGCGGCCCGGACGAAAGUCCGCAGACUCUGACUGUGCCAUCCAAAAACCACCUCAACCAACCGCUGCCGCCGCCGCCACCGCAGAGCUCCGACUCCGGGAACAGGUGCUGAGGGACAGAGAACAGACCCUCAAGGAACGUGAAGAGAGACUGGAGAAAAGGGAGCAGGAACUGUGUGUUCGUGAGCGUCUAACAAGUGAAAAGCUAGCACGAGCAGAGAGUUUGCUGAAGAAUUACAACUGGCUGCAGCAGCAGAGGGGCAUGGCACUCCUUCAUGUCAAAGACAUAGAUGAGGAGAACCUGUCCCCUGGCAAGAGGAAGGUCCACUUUGCUGGCGAAAGCAAAGAGAACCAGCAGCCUGAUAGUCGUCAGAGCAUCACGUCACAGGAGCUGAUGUUUAAGAGGCUGCAGGCUGCAAAGCUGCGUGCCCAAAAACUCAGCGAGGUGGAAAAGAUCUGUCAGUUCAAGAGCAGGCAGAUCCUUGGCCUUCGAUGAUCUCAUGAACAUAACUUAAAAACCCGUGAAUGAAUGCGCAAGUCACUGAGUCAUUUGUACUGGAUGUAGCUAGAAAAUAAUUUAUAAGUAAGCUGUUGUUGAAGUGUUGAAUCAGAGCAGUGUGUUUUCUUUUGUGUGCCAGACGGUGUGUGAUGUGUCAAUAUUAGAGGCAGCUAUUGUGAUUCUUAUUGUACUGCGUGAAUAUUCCUAUUAAACUUUGAUUAGUUUAUUUAACAAAUGAAAUGACUGAUUUGAGUAGAAUAGAACCAUCUCAUGUCACUGACAAUGAAA
This is a messenger RNA of Menidia menidia (Atlantic silverside), 1859 nucleotides long. The record is from the annotation of a GenBank genome assembly. Lineage: Eukaryota; Metazoa; Chordata; Actinopteri; Atheriniformes; Atherinopsidae.